AAGACACCAUAGUAGAAUUUGUUUGACGAACCUCCGUGAUCAAGCCGAGGAAAAUAGUCCAGAUAAUUGCUUCAAUUGCAGGUGUAUUCAGCAUUCUAACUCUAAUGCAGGUUGCAUUAUAAAUAUUCUACAUGCGGACAACAUGUUCAGGUGACUUUUAGAAUCAACUCAUGGCUAAGAAUCGAGGAGUAAGGAGAGAAUAAAACCGUGAUCUGGUCGACCGUGACGAUCGCGACGACGUUCAGUGCAGGUUUCUUGUGUAGUAACGUGUGUACUGCGUUGAACGGGGAGGUACGGUACGAGUGUAAACACUGAGUUGAGUUUGUCUGACGUCUGCGAGCGAGGCAGGCAGGGCCCAACUAGGGGCCGCGCCGCCGGGCCAGGUGAGAACUUCAUAUCUUCAGCAGACGUAAACGGCAGAUGAUAUACAGAACGUUGGAGGAUUUCACUCACCUUUGCAACGACGUUUACAUUAUUUCCAUAUUGGAAAAGACCUGAUGUGUAGAUGAAUGAAGCAAUAACGAUGGACAAAGUCGCGAGGAAAGCUCUAGAAUCUGAGAUUCUCUUUUACAUCACAUCUGCCUUGGUCACCUUUCUGGCUUUCAUAAUCUCCUUCAAGUGGGUCUACAGGAAGACUGUUACAAAAGAUGUCUGUCCUGUCCAUCCAGAUGGCGUUCAAACAAAGUCAAUAACAGAAGAUAAAUCCCUACAAGCAUCGUCAGGAGAUGGGGAUAAUUCAUCACAGACGGCUUCAAUCCAGGAGGAAGAUGAAGACGGAGAUGAGGAGGGAGAUGAAGAGGAAGAUGACAUCAAAGAUCUUCUCAUCAACCACGAUGACAUCAAGCCGUUAGAUUGCAAUCAGACCAAUGAAGAGGGAGGUGAUGGGGAAGAGGAGGACGACAUCGAGUCCAAGACAAAAAAUCUAUCCGGUCCACAGAAAACCAAGAAAUUGGUUGAAGAGGUCUCUAAGAGAAUGUCAGAUGAACAGAAGGUAGAAGAGAGAAGGAUUCAAUCAGAGCAGCUAGAGGCCAUCUUCAAGCUUGUCCAAAACCAACAAGACACAUUUGGGAUCGGUUCUUUAGAAGAUAUAGAGGAUCAAUUCAAACUGUACGCAUAGCACAUACUACAUCCACCAGGCAGCUACCAGGCAACUACGCGUUUAUACUAAUUAUUAAGUUACGACUUUCAUGUAUUCUAAAUAUAUAGCAAUUGAAGCCAAUAAUGACAGAUGUGAUGUAGGGUUAACUUGAUUUGGACACCGAAUAGCCUUCAGUAACCAGUCAGGUUUCCUUCUUCAGUAUUGGCAAAUAUAAUUGAAAGUGAUUUCCAUGCAAUUUUCAGUGAAAGUAAUACAAGAUUUUGAAAAAUACUUUUCAGUUUGUAUCACAUUUAAUGUACAGUGUAUAAAAUAAAACCCAAGAUCAAAUCAAACAAAAAGCACUGCUUAUGUGAUUAGUUUAC
Messenger RNA from Strongylocentrotus purpuratus (purple sea urchin), 1461 nucleotides. Its product is annotated as matrix-remodeling-associated protein 7. The transcript has 4 exons. NCBI's taxonomy places the organism in Eukaryota, Metazoa, Echinodermata, Echinoidea, Camarodonta, Strongylocentrotidae. The record is from RefSeq and is a predicted model, not a curated record. The coding region runs from base 506 to 1117 and encodes 203 amino acids.